AACGUGGGAACGUUUGUGGGUUGCUGCUGCUGCUGGGUUGCUGGAGUGAAAAUUGUUUGACAGCGAGGUGAGGCGACCUGUGCUCGGGGGAUAUCGAAACGAGAAGUUAGUUUCCAGCGUGUCUCCGGCAGUUUGCGAGUCACCGGCGAGGCGGACUCGGGAGCCACAAAUGAUUCGCACGAGUCUCAGCAACAGGGUACAGAGCGACAUGUCAGGGACUGUUUCAGCCUUCAGCGAAGGGAAGCGCGACUAGUACACCGCAACGCGGAAAAUAUCCAGGCGGAGAGAAUGCGAAUGGUGCGAAGAUACCGAAAUCAAACAAAAUGGAAACGAUGUAGCGUCGCUGCGGCAUUUCAUAUAGCUAGAACUAACGUUAGAGUAGAGAAUAGAUAGCUAAAGGAGCUAGCAGGUUAACUAACAUACAUGUAAAGUUAUUCCCCGGAGAAGCUGAAGCAGAGCCCGGAGGCGUCUGUUGAAUCAGAAGAGUUCAUCGGUGUUCCCAAAUCAAAGAAGAUAAACCGGAGAAGAUGCUACGGAGAAGAUUGAACCGACUGCUCGGCGGUGAUGAAAGAAGAGUGGACAGUAGGACUAUCUAUGUUGGUCAUCGGUCAUCUUCCACCACUGAGGCUUUCAUCCCACCCAAGUUCUGUGAUAACAGGAUUGUGUCCUCCAAGUAUACAGUUUGGAACUUUCUACCAAAGAACCUGUUUGAACAGUUUAGAAGAAUUGCCAAUUUCUACUUCCUUAUCAUCUUCCUGGUGCAGGUGAUAGUGGACACCCCCACCAGCCCAGUCACCAGUGGCCUACCCUUAUUUUUUGUGAUUACAGUAACCGCUAUCAAGCAGGGCUAUGAGGACUGGCUACGACACAAGGCUGACAAUGAGGUGAAUAAGUACCCAGUGACAGUGCUAGAGCAAGGCCGGAGGAUACGGAAGGAGAGCGAGAAGAUCAAGGUCGGAGACGUUGUGGAGGUGGAGGAAGACGAGACCUUUCCCUGUGAUUUAAUACUGCUGCAGUCUAGUCGAGACGAUGACACGUGUUUUGUUACCACAGCGAGUCUGGAUGGAGAGUCCAACCAUAAAACACACUACACAGUGCCAGACACAGAGAAGGAUCUGGAAUCUCUCAACGCCACCAUUGAGUGUGAACAGCCACAGCCUGACCUUUACAAGUUUGUUGGCCGUAUGCACAUCUACAAAAACGAUCAGGAGCCUGCAGUGAGGUCUUUGGGCCCAGAAAACCUCCUGCUGAAAGGGGCAACUUUAAAGAACACCCAGAAAAUAUGUGGUGUUGCAGUUUACACUGGCAUGGAGACAAAGAUGGCUCUCAACUACCAGGGCAAGUCACAGAAACGCUCCGCUGUGGAGAAGUCUAUCAAUGCCUUCCUUCUGGUUUACCUUUGCAUACUGGUGAGCAAGGCCCUAGUGUGCACAACACUUAAGUAUGUGUGGCAGAGCAAGCCCGGACAGGAUGAGCCUUGGUACAACGAGAAAACCCAGAGAGAGAAGGACACCAAUCUGUACCUAAAGAUGUUCACCGACUUCCUGUCCUUCAUGGUGCUCUUCAACUUCAUCAUUCCGGUGUCCAUGUAUGUGACGGUUGAGAUGCAGAAGUUUCUGGGAUCGUUUUUCAUCACGUGGGACAAAGACUUCUUUGACCCUGAGAUCAAGGAGGGGGCACUGGUCAACACUUCAGACCUCAACGAGGAGCUAGGACAGGUGGAGUAUGUCUUCACAGACAAGACGGGCACCCUCACGCAAAACAACAUGGAGUUCAUCGAGUGCUGCAUUGAUGGAUUCCAGUACAAGUACCGGGACGCAACCUCAGAGUUGGACGGAUUCUGCGUCACAGAUGGACCUGUAAACAAAGUGCAGCAGAAAGCUGGCAGGGAGAGGGAAGAGCUGUUCCUGCGUGCCUUGUGUCUGUGCCACACAGUCCAGGUGAAGGAGUCUACAGAGCAGGGUCAGAGCCAAGGGGAUGGACUGAUAGACCAGGUGGAUGGCUUAGGGGUGGAUGGAGAGGUGCUUCACCCACCCCAGGAGCAGAGAGGCUUCAUUGCCUCCUCACCUGAUGAGGUCGCUCUGGUCAAGGGUGCCAUGAGGUACGGCUUCACAUUUCUGGGGCUUGAGAGUAAAAGCAUGAAAAUUCUCAACAGGAACAACGAUGUUGAAAUGUAUGAACUGCUUCACGUGUUGAACUUUGAUCCAGUGAGAAGGCGAAUGAGUGUGAUAGUCAGAUCCAAAUCAGGUGAUAUACUGCUCUUCUGUAAGGGAGCAGACUCUUCGAUUUUUCCGCGUGUCAGACAAGAAGAGGUCGAAAGGAUACGCAUGCACGUGGAGCGUAAUGCAACAGAGGGCUACCGGACACUGUGUGUGGCCUACAAAUAUCUCAGUGCAGAGGAGUACGCGCAGGCAGAUGCAGGAUUGAGGGAAGCAAGGCUGGCUCUGCAGGACAGAGAGGAAAAGCUCAUGGCUGUUUACAACCAAGUGGAAACUGGCAUGAGUCUAAUAGGAGCUACAGCUGUGGAAGAUCGGCUACAGGAGGAGGCAGCGGAGACCAUGGAGGCUCUGCAGGGUGCAGGCAUGAAUGUUUGGGUCCUAACAGGGGACAAGAUGGAGACAGCAAAGUCCACCUGUUACGCUUGUAGAUUGUUCCAGAGAAACACAGAGCUGUUGGAGCUGACUGUGCGGACUCUUGAGGAUGGAGGGAGGAGGCGGGAGGAACGACUGCACGAGCUCUUGCUUGAAUACCACAAGAAAGCUGUGCAGGAUGCACCACCGAUUAAGGCAGGCGUCACCAGGACCUGGUCUUCAGCAAGCCAGGACUUCGGUUUCAUCAUAGAUGGAGCCACUCUGUCGAUGGUGCUCAACUCCUCGUCUGAAUCCAACUCAAGUCGCUACAAGAACCUGUUUCUGCAGAUCUGUCAGAACUGCACAGCCGUGCUCUGCUGCCGCAUGGCUCCUCUACAAAAGGCACAGAUAGUAAAAAUGGUGAAGAACUCUAAAGGCAGUCCGAUCACCCUUUCCAUUGGAGAUGGUGCCAAUGAUGUCAGCAUGAUUUUGGAAGCUCAUGUCGGCAUUGGCAUUAAGGGUAAAGAGGGGCGGCAGGCAGUGAGGAACAGUGAUUAUGCCAUCCCCAAACUCAAGCACCUCAAGAAACUUUUGUUGGCUCAUGGGCAUCUCUACUAUGUUCGCAUUGCACACCUGGUGCAGUAUUUCUUUUACAAGAACCUUUGCUUCAUCUUACCUCAGUUUUUGUACCAGUUCUUCUGUGGCUAUUCCCAGCAACCCCUGUAUGACGCAGCCUAUCUGACGAUGUACAACAUCUGCUUCACCUCUAUGCCCAUCCUGGCUUACAGCCUCUUCGAGCAGCACAUCUGCAUCGAGGUUCUGCUGGACAAUGCUACCCUCUACAGAGAGAUUGCCAAGAACGGCAUGUUACGGUGGGGACCUUUCCUCUACUGGACUUUGCUCGGAGUCUUCCAUGGCUUGCUCUUCUUCUUUGGAGUUCGAUAUUUGUUCAGUAACCCAGCUCUGCAGGAUAAUGGCCAGGUUUUUGGCAACUGGUCGUAUGGAACAAUUGUCUUCACUGUCCUUGUCUUCACUGUCACACUAAAGCUCGCUCUGGACACGCGGCACUGGACAUGGAUCAACCACUUUGUAAUCUGGGGCUCCCUGGCUUUCUACGUGUUUUUCAGCUUCUUCUGGGGAGGAAUAAUAUGGCCUUUCCUGAAGCAGCAGCGUUUGUACUUUGUGUUUGCCAACAUGCUGAGCUCGGUGUCAGCCUGGCUGGUCAUCAUCCUGCUCAUCCUGCUCAGCCUACUGCCAGAGAUCCUGCUUGUGGUGUUCCGCAAGCCUCGCGGGCCCCACGCUCGACAGAAGAAGCUGGUUCAGUCGAGAGUGGGGGGCCACCAGUCUCCCCGGUCGUCAGCCAGGCCCCUGCUCAUGAGAACCUUUUCAGAUGAAUCCAAUACUGUCAUUUAAACAGCUGUCAGAGGACGCCCUCCUACAAACAUCCAGAUUGCAGCGGUCACACCUCUAUCCUACAAGCACCUGAAGGAGCGCGAGUGAACAGCAGCAAGGACUCGCAGCAACGGUGGCAACGGCCACUUUCAGGGUCCCGUAACCAGUCGGGUCAGAGAUGUCUGCCAUCAUGCCUGAUCUGAAAAGAGGAGGAGGAGAAGAGGAGGGAAAAUAUAAGAAGAAAAAGAGAGAUGUGCUGACUGGGGGGGAAGGGAUCAAAAGGGGUUAAGCAGUCUUUUGACUUGCGUCUCUCUGCUCCGUCCUCUGUCCAAUCCCAACAACUCCCGACCCCCCACGCAUGCCUGCAGAGCAGUGCCCUGCAUUAUUUUUAACAUAUCUACUCAGAUGACAGGCAUGACUUUUUCUUUCUUUUACUUCUUCUUCUUCUUUUUUUUUUUUUUUUUUAAAUACUAGCUUACAAAUGAAUGCAUACACGGCUGCCUUGUCAGUAGCUCUAUCCAACUGCUGUGUUUUAACAAGCAGUUGUAAUAAUAUCCACUCCAAGAAUGGUUCACCUGCAUGAAAGAAGGCUCUAAAGAACGCUUCACUCCACUGAUAUUCAGUCACUGUAUUCUGCAAAGUUUUUAAUUAAGACAUAAUGAUCUCAUCCUCUCCAAUGAUUACACUUUAAAACGGUUAUUCUACUUUAGCGUUAUUACGCUUUUCAACGGUUAUUCUUUAAAUGGUUAUUAGGCUUGGGUGGUAUCAAGGUAUCACGGUAUAUUAGGAUAUUUACAAAUUCAAAAGGUGUGACUUUCAAAUCCAUGAAAAAUACAGACCCUCCUCUUUAUAGAUCAGGAAACGACACAGUUGUUCCACUUAGACUUCCGGUCCAGCCACUACUACACGUUAACAGCAGAUGAAAUACUGAAUUUAAGUCUACCUGACCUGAAAAACACACUGUGGGAAACGGCGAAAUUAGUUUUAGGAACUUGGCACUCAAUGGUAGGUUGUUCCUUUUGACGAUGUAUAAACUUGUCAGUAAUAAAAGUCUGCUGAUUCCCAGUGCAAAGCGUGGAUUGUAGUGAUCAAAGGAAAGAACUGGAUACAGUUGGGAAAUUGCAAAGUCUGUAGUGCUGAUGUCAUAACGCUUUUUUUGUGGGCAAUAAAAUACAAGACAGAUGCACAGCACGCACAAAUACAAAUGCUCCUCUCUUCCUCUGUAGACUGUUGGCUAGCAUUUGUUAGCUUGAGCCAGUGAACCUACCAGUAAUGAAAUCAGGGCUACAGACCCUGGAGUCUCCCAACAGUGUCCGGGUCUUUCGUUUGACUGCUGCAUUCCACCCUUUGUGCUGGUUCGUUUACCGUAAACUUGAAUUGAUAGCCCGGGCUAUUAUUAGCUUAAAUCACUGAAAUCAAUAGGCCUGUAUUUGGGACAAGUGUCUAUAUGGCAGAGGCCUUUAAUUCCUUUCACACACAACUGUUGUAUUAAAAUUAGGCCUCAGAUAAUAUAUCAAUUGUGAAUAAUUCAUUUGAUCUACCUCAAACAAAAGCCACUCAAGGAUUACAGCACCCAACAUACCGACACACUUCAUCCUGUUAGAACUAGUCACAACUUGAAAAACCCUUUGGAUUCCUUAGAUCUGAGCACCCUUGCGGACUAAAGAAAUAUGAAUAACUUAAUUAAGGUAAUUGAAGAAUGGGCACAUAAUUUGAGGUGUUUACACAUCUGAAGAACUUCUAUAAGAAAAAGAAGGACUGCUUGGCAACCAGACCAGGUGUCUAAUUGAGACAGGUGUUUAUUUGUCAAAAUGUGUAGCAACACUGGGCGAGUAAAAGGGACUGGGCUUUUAAUUGGGGCUAGGCUUUUAAUUAAGUUUAGGGUAUUUACCGAAGCCAGAGACUUUUAUUUUGAGAUCAAGUUAGUACCUUGUUGAAGGGAACAACCUACAAUUGAGCAGCAAAGUCCUAAAACUAUUUUCCCAUUGUGUAUUUCAGCUCAGGAGGACUAAGGUUUAGCAUUUCAUAUGCUGUUUUCGUCCACAAGUGGCUGGACCAGAAGUCUAAGAGGAACAACACUGUUGUGUCCUAGGAACCAAAAGACGCCUUGAAACUAUCUAUAUUAAGAUGUAUUGUAUGUAGUGCACAUCGAGCGCCACCAGAAGUCAUUGUCUACCAGUGGAACAGGCAGCUGAGCUGUCAAACAUGGCGACAGUGAGUGGUGGGGAUAACCUUACAUGACUGUAAACAGCCGGGAGCAACGGUUGAGAGAGGCUGCAGGGAAAACGGCGUAUUUGCACAUCUAGCUCGGUGAAUAAAGGUAGCACCACACACAAGUACCGUCAUAUACUGUAUACCCCAGUGAAAUUUCAUGAAGGUGUGACAAAAACAGAUACUGCCCAAGCCUAAUGGUUAUAUGUUUCAGGAAAUGCACUCCUCUACGGGUCCAAAUCAUUUAAGAUGAAAAGUUACUGAAGAUGAUUUCAGACUGUUAGAACAUGUUUCUGGUUUAUAGAUGAUUCUAUGAUUGUUUCCACUGAUGAAUUAUUUUAUGAAUACUAAGAUAUAAGAGAAGUUAACGGAGGCCAUAUUACCACUCGAUCCAAAAAGUGUGUAUGUGUGUGUGUGCGUGCAAGAUUGAGAGAUAGAUUAGAGACGUUAAGCAAUGAAACAUUGCUUGGAUGCUCGGAGCAUGACCUAAAUCGUCCAACCUCAGAGAUAAUUUAAGAGUCAAUUUAAGAUGAGAAAAUUAAUAUAUGUGCUGUACUGUAUAUAUAGCUUAGAGAUGUAUGAUAGCAUCUGCUCAAAGCCAAAAAGAUGAAUCAGAUUCUGUCCACGCUAGUGUGACCUGAAAGUGACAAGUCAGUGUGUGUGUGCCUGUGUGUGUUACAUAAGUGCGUGCUGGAUGAGAAAAGCCAGCCAUGUGUCGUGAAAACCAGGAUUACUUGAACCUCAUCGAUGUAGUACGGUUAGAAAUGUCCUGCACUAUUAAGGAAGCUGGUUUUGUCAUUGCGUCUCUGAGGCACAUGAAUAUAUGCCUGAGCACACGCACAUAUCAGAUAGACGAGAACAAACACACAAUAACCACACACGUCGUACAUAUAAAUGCGCACAUGCACUAAAGCCUAAAUGAGGUAUUUAUGUUCAUCACUCAUUAUCUAGUUUGCAUCAUUUGUCUCGGGCAGGCUGACAUAGGAGUGUGACGUAAAUCAACUCCAGACCUGCAGAGAAGUUAAUGCCACUGUGAGGCUCCACGCUCCGGCUCCUCUUUCUGUUCUUGGUCCAGUUUGCUGACCAACAGGAUGACAGAGUGGACUGUUUGGCCUUUUCUUCUUUCUUUUUGUGUGCUUCAUACAUUCCAUAUAAACAUGCCGUGAUUUUAAACACUUAGAAAUAGUUUCUGAAUAUUUUUUUCUGUUGUUUUUUUUUUUUCUUCCCACAAACAUGUUAUUGUCUAUUGGCAUAUUUAUUGUUAAGUGUACUUUUACUCACAAAUGCUAUACUUUUAUUACAUGAGUCUUUUUUUUAUUGUGGAGAGUGGUCAGCUUUGUGCCAGUUGAGUUGGUCUGUGUUACUCCAGCCCUGAUGUGAGCCCGUGCCAAUCCUGUUCAGUAGUCUUUGUCAUACAUGCAAAGACAGGCAGCCCCCCCAACACACUCCCAAUGUCCCAGAGUUGAACCAAUGCCACUCUUUAUACAAAGUUAUCUCAACUAAUGGUUUAAACCGAUGAGUUCCUGUCACUAAUCGUUUGUUUUGUGUCACAGGAUCUGUCAGUAUGGUGAUUUUACAGUUUAUUACUUUACUGAUCCCUGAUAAGGGGAGACACCUCAGGUGAAUAGAGUAAAUUUUAACAUAUAGAUAUCAACAUAAAACUCCCCCAGUUGAGAUAAUAAUUUUUUGUAUGAUGAAUUUUCUGGACUUUUAUGUUAAAAUAUGCAAAUGAGGCAUUAUCUAAUAAAAUAUGCAUCAUUUACAUAUAUUCCAAGGGCAGAAAUCUGAACACUGGAAACCAUGUCCAAAAUUCUUGUUUUAUUGUGUUAACAUAUUAGGUCAAAUGUUUUUAUUGGGGGAAUUUUAAAUAUCUCUUUCUAAAUCAGAAAAUACUGUCAACAACUAUACAAAAAAUUAAAACCUUCAGAAUAUAGGCAUGAAUCAAACUGUAAAGUUUGGUGGAUGUAAGUGAUACUAAAAUGAAGAUUUUUCGCUCAGAAAAAUUUCAUUUUGAGAAAAUGUCCUUUAUAUUUCAUGUUUUAUAUUAUAAAAUAUGACACCACAGGAUGUUAGAGCAAAAGAAUUAACUACUACAAACUUUUCCAGUUGAGUACUUACAUUAAGACAGUUAUUUUUUGUAUGACUAAUUUUCUUAAAUUGUAUGUUUAAAUAUGCAUAUUAGUAAUUAAUAUGCACUGAUUUGCAUACAUUUCCAGAGCAGAAAUCUGUUUAAUGGUUAAAACCACAUUUAGCAUUUUUGUUUUAUUUUGCUGACAUAUGAGAGUCAAAUGGUUUUACAGAGGGAAUUUUGGAUAUCUCUUUUAAUCACUUCAUAAAUUAGACAAUACUGUCAUCAGCCAUACAAAAAUCCCUUUUUCAUUUAUUUUUUGGGAAUAAAAGGUUGUAUAAAUCAGGCUUUGAGUGAUGUAUAAAAAAAACUCUAAAAACUUCUUCAGAAUAGAGAUAAGAAUAAAACUAAAGCUUGGUGCAUGUAAGUGAUACUGAAGUGAAAACUUUUGGCUCAGAGUUUGAGGGGAAAAAAACUAUAUGUAUUGUCAUAUUUUAUACAUUGUAGACAAAAAAUAUGACACCACAGGGCAAAAAAAGAACUACAAACUUUCCCAGUUAAUCACUUUCAAACAGUUUUUUGUAUUACAGAUUUUCUUAAAUUGUGUGUUCAAGUAUGUAAAUUAAACAUUAUCUUAUUAAAUAUGUGCAAUUUACAUAAGUUCCAGAACAGAAAUCUGACUAAAAUAAACACCUAAAUGUGCAUUUUGAACUCAUUCCUUUCACUGAUUAAAUUAAGACAUAUUAUGGAACCAAAUUGCCCCAAAUCUCCAACCUGACCGGUGCCGUUUCACCUGGGGCGUCUCACCUCAAACAAUAACUCCAGUACAGUACUCUCUGGUACUGGGCUUGUAUUUCACCGCACUGACUGUAGCCUGACAUUUCUGAUUCAGUGCACGCGCAGAGUGGCAGCCAUAACGCCAAAACAUUAAGAUGAUGUUUAUUUGUUCUUAACAAAUGGAAAAAUGUACAUGCCUUUCAGCGUCAUUUUCUACUAAGCUUGUUUUUCCGAUGUUAGGAACAUGAAGGAGGCUGCUCUUUACUCUCACCUCCAGACUGCACUGUGCCGGGGACACCGGAUGUUAAGAGGACACACCGAGAGGGGCUGCCUGCUUUGUUAAAAUAAAAUAAAAAAAAACCAACAACCUUUAAGUGACGUCAGAGAUGCUAUUUUCAGAGCUUAAAAAUAUCUUGGAAUCUAACGUUUUGCCUGUCUAAAUGAAAAGUAUAAAAGAAUGGAUUGUAUUUUUAAUGCAACCUUUUUCCAGCCACUUUUGUAAGAAAAUCAAAAUGUUGAGAAAAAAAAAAAAAAAGCACGAGAGGCUCUGUGGUUGUGGA
This is a messenger RNA of Epinephelus fuscoguttatus (brown-marbled grouper), 9578 nucleotides long. RefSeq names its product ATPase phospholipid transporting 11C (gene atp11c). Gene Ontology annotation, cellular component: trans-Golgi network; plasma membrane; endoplasmic reticulum. The transcript is spliced from 31 exons. Gene Ontology annotation, biological process: phospholipid translocation. NCBI's taxonomy places the organism in Eukaryota, Metazoa, Chordata, Actinopteri, Perciformes, Serranidae. The record is from RefSeq and is a predicted model, not a curated record. The coding region runs from base 528 to 3983 and encodes 1151 amino acids. Gene Ontology annotation, molecular function: magnesium ion binding; ATP hydrolysis activity; ATPase-coupled intramembrane lipid carrier activity.